AUGGGCCCCUGUACCGCCUCCUCAUGCUGCUGCCAGGCCCGUAAAUCUGUCAUGGGCCCCUGUACCGCCUCCUCAUGCUGCUGCCAGGUCCAGAGUGUGUGUGUCAUGGGUCCCUGUACGGCCUCCCAUUGCUGCUGUCUCCAUCGCCACACUCUGCCAUGUGCCACUUUCAGGUCUCCUCACACUGCUGGUGGGUUCCAUUUUGUCAUAGGGUGCUGGCAGAUUACGGGCCUCCCAUUGCUGCUGCCAGGCCUGUAAUCUGCCAUGGGCCCCCGUACCGACUCCUCAUGCUGCUGCCAGGCCCGUAAUCUGUCAUGGGCCCCUGUACCGCCUCCUCAUGCUGCUGCCAGGUCCAGAGUGUGUCAUGGGUCCCUGUACGGCCUCCCAUUGCUGCUGUCUCCAUCGCCACACUCUGCCAUGUGCCACUUUCAGGUCUCCUCACACUGCUUGUGGGUUUCCAUUUUGUCAUAGGGUGCUG
Molecule: messenger RNA, 478 nt
Organism: Staurois parvus
Lineage: Eukaryota; Metazoa; Chordata; Amphibia; Anura; Ranidae
Source: the annotation of a GenBank genome assembly